UCUGACACUGAUAGUGAAGUGAACAUUAGACUUCUUGGCUUGCUUUCAUCUGGAAGUAAUACAGACCUAACAUCUGAAUCGAGCAUUGGAGAGACUUCUUCGGUUGCAACAGAAAUGUCUGACUGUUCUGGGUCAGUGGACGGGAGCUCAUAUUUACGGAAGAAGAAGCCAGGGGAUUUGAGAAUGUCAAUGCCCAUGACCCUGGCUUUCUGCUAUAUGGCAUUGAUAUGGUUGAGGGAAUCGAUUACGUUAGCCGAUCUCUUAAGGCUGGUAGUGAAUGGUCACAUUCCUUACUUGAAUGCACAUAAAGAUUUCCCAGAGGAGAUGAAGGUUUAUGGGACUGACUUGAAGAUUUUCCAUGCAAGGGUGGUGCAUUUAACUUUUAUCAUGUUCAAGUGUUUAUCCACCAUAUGCGCCAUAGUUUCCCUGAUUCAGCAUAAACUGGAGACCUGUGAAGGAUCGUUCAUGGGCUAUGUGGGGUCUAAACACUUGGAAUUCCCAACUCACAGCAUUCUGACUCAGCAGUUCUCAAACCUUGGCCAGUCUAUACUGAAAGAUGUGAGUAAGGUGAGGAAGCUGAAGCAGUCGGGAGAACCAUUCCUCCAAGAUGGCUCGUGCAUCAAUGUUGCCCCUCAUCUGCACAAGUGUCGAGAGUGCCGGUUAGAACGUUACCGCAAGUUCAAAGAGCAGGAGCAAGAUGAUUCCACUGUGUCCUGUCGAUUCUUUCAUUUUCGCAGACUGAUAUUUACUCGAAAGGGUAUACUACGAGUGGAGGGAUUCCUGAAUCCCCAGCAGAGUGAUCCUGAUGCCAUGAGCUUGUGGAUCCCAUCUGCUUCCCCUGCAGAGGGCAUUGAUCUUGAGACCUCUAAAUACAUCCUGGCCAAUGUUGGGGACCAGUUUUGUCAGUUGGUUAUGUCUGAGAAGGAAGCAAUGAUGAUGGUUGAACCACACCAGAAAGUGGCUUGGAAAAGAGCUGUUCGUGGUGUGAGAGAGAUGUGUGAUGUUUGUGAAACAACAAUGUUCAAUAUUCAUUGGGUUUGUCGCAAAUGUGGCUUUGGGGUGUGUCUGGACUGUUACCGUCUCAGGAAAAACCGUCCACGAAGUGAGACAGAGGAAAUUGGUGAUGAAGAGGUUUUUUCAUGGCUGAAGUGUGCAAAAGGGCAAUCCCAUGAACCAGAAAAUCUCAUGCCAACACAGAUAAUUCCUGGCACAGCACUAUAUAAUAUUGGAGACAUGGUCCAUGCAGCACGUGGGAAAUGGGGAAUUAAAGCGAACUGUCCAUGUAUUAACCGGCAAAACAAAUCUGUAUUGCGACCUGCUGUCACUAAUGGAAUUUCACAGUUUGGAUAA
Molecule: messenger RNA, 1350 nt
Organism: Sphaerodactylus townsendi
Lineage: Eukaryota; Metazoa; Chordata; Lepidosauria; Squamata; Sphaerodactylidae
Product: lysine-specific demethylase 3B-like
Exons: 10
Coding region: 115-1350 (411 amino acids)
Biological process (GO): regulation of transcription by RNA polymerase II
Cellular component (GO): chromatin; histone deacetylase complex
Molecular function (GO): chromatin DNA binding; transcription coregulator activity; histone H3K9 demethylase activity
Source: RefSeq, a predicted model, not a curated record